AUGAUUGCCCCAGUACCCGUUGCGGACACGGUCUCGGCCCUAUUCCCGCAGAGUCCCACCAAGAAUGGUAUUUUCCAUUCCGAUGAGACCAUUGCUACAGAUCACAUUCCGAUUGAAGUCUCCACUGACCGCAUGGCAACCCCUUCCGAAUCUGACAGUGCCGAUCACAAUCUGAUUACCGCAAACGGCAAUGACUCGACACAACACUUGCAAAACGCUCUCAACGGCCAAACUCCAGUUGAUUCUCCCAAAGACGAUCACAAAAUGGCAGUUGAUAUUCUGAAGAUUAUUGAGAGUUACGGCGUUGAUUAUGAGAAGAAUGGCGGCUCCUGGAAGGGGUUGGACUCGUUCGUCCCUAUAGUAGUCGAACAAGUUCGACGUCAGGAACCGAUUCGUAUGAUUCUUCCAGCUUUUCCGUUCAAAUCACCAAACUCGCGAGACAAAGUCCUGGGUACGAUGCCCGAUUUUGGAGAAGAAUUGGCGCUUUCCCAUCUGAACGGACUAUGCGAGAACAUCGCUCAAGUUUACGAGCCCGGGGCCAAUGUAUACAUCAGCUCAGACGGCCUUGUAUACAAUGAUAUUCUUGGAGUUCCAGACGAAACUGUCUGGGAUUAUGGCGAGACGCUGCGGAAGAUGGCCGUGGAGAAAGGCCUCCGUCAUGUGAAGUUCAUCCGAUUGUUUGAGCUCCUUGAGCAUCCUUGGUUCCAGAGCAAUAGCUCAGAAGCUGCAAAGGCUUUUUAUCUAGCGCAUGCUAGCUGUCUGCGACGCGAGCUGAUGUUCGUCUUCGGAGACCCAACCUUUAACGCCGACGAGGCUAUCAAGACUGACAAUGAUACUUGUCUAACAUACCGAGGGUACAUCAAGUUUCUCACCAAGGAUCUUGCACAUCAAGAAGAAACUCAGGCCCUUUCUAAACGUGCGAGACAGACUCAGAUCUCUCAGAUCGCGCGGCAGAUGAUUAUUCGCGGGAAGAUGUUUGCUGCCGCCAUCAAGGCAAAUCGAGGUAACUAUGUUCGAUUAUCUAUUCACGAGUCUGCUGGUGAGAAGAAACUUUCAGUUUCUCUCAUUCCUCAGAUUCGUGGAGCGCUUGGGUUUACGCCUUGGCAUGCUUCUGUGGCCAUCGGGUUGGACGGCUCAUACCGCACGGUUCAUGCCGAGGACGUGCGGGAGACGCACGACUUGAUUUAUAAGAAUGGACAGCCAUACUUCUUCCGGGAAAAGUCUGAGGUUUUCGACUGGUCCAAGGACGGCCUAUCCGUGAAAUUUGAGCACUUAUAUCCAUGUGGAGUUAUUAUUCGCCCUGCCGAUAUCGACAAUCUGAACCCGCGACCGUCGAUCAGCGCAAUCCCCAUGCACAAAGUCAGGAAGAUCUCAAACACUAUGUCACCCGUUAUUCUACGUGGAUUUACAGAGACACUCAACGAAGACUUAUAUAUUAAAGCUGGAUCUGAGCUGGGCACUAUCCUCCCGUGGAGCUUUGGUGUCAUUCAGAAAGUUCGCGAUGCCGGUCGUUCGGAUAAGAUGGGGAACAACGUCACCUCGAACGAAGCCAUGCCAAUGCAUUUCGAUGGCAUGUUUAAGUUCGAAGAGAUUACAGAUCCAGCGACGGGGGAAACAAAGAAGGUCCAACGCCCACCAUGUUACCAGUUCUUCACCUGUCCGGCGACCGCUCCGAAGGGGAGCGGGUAUACCCUGUUUGCCAGCUCACGGCUGUUUUUCAGAUAUUUGCCACAGCCCUGGAAUGCAGAGCGCCUGCAGAACGUCACUUGGGCCAUGGAUAAUGAUGGCUUCUGGGAUGCGAAAAUGAAGAAUCUCCCGCUGCUCGUGAAACAUCCUGUCUCGGGACUGCCUUGCCUGAGAUGGCAUCAGCCGUGGGACUCCACGAAGACCAAGUUCUCCACUUGUGAUGUGAAGGUGGAAAAUGAAGAUCCGAGCCUAGUUCAAAUUAUUGAUCACGGUACAUAUGAUCAAAGAGUGUGCCUUCGCUUCGAGUGGGAGAAAGGUGAUCUUCUCAUCAGUGAUAACACGGCCAUGCUUCACACUCGUACGGGGUAUAUAAGUGACUGUGAUCGUGAGUUGUGGCGCAUUCAUUUUGAUUAA
Molecule: messenger RNA, 2100 nt
Organism: Penicillium daleae
Lineage: Eukaryota; Fungi; Ascomycota; Eurotiomycetes; Eurotiales; Aspergillaceae
Gene: xanB
Product: isocyanide synthase xanB
Exons: 2
Coding region: 1-2100 (699 amino acids)
Molecular function (GO): oxidoreductase activity
Source: RefSeq, a predicted model, not a curated record